Helianthus annuus (common sunflower) is the source of this 1722-nucleotide messenger RNA. RefSeq names its product glutamine synthetase, chloroplastic. Gene Ontology annotation, molecular function: glutamine synthetase activity. Gene Ontology annotation, cellular component: cytoplasm. The record is from RefSeq and is a predicted model, not a curated record. The coding region runs from base 213 to 1505 and encodes 430 amino acids. NCBI's taxonomy places the organism in Eukaryota, Viridiplantae, Streptophyta, Magnoliopsida, Asterales, Asteraceae. The transcript has 14 exons.
CUUAAAGAGACCAAACACAAUUUUCCACCACUCAAACCGUACACCCCUAUCUCAUUCGCAAAGGCCAACCAACCAUUUUAUUUUUUUCUUUAUUUAAUUUAAUAUUUAUAAAUAACCUCUCUUAUUCCCAUUCAUCAACUUCCGCUUUUCUCUUUCCUUCGCCGCCACCACAACCACUUUUCCGGCCACUCUCCGCCCCUCCUCCGGUGAAAAUGGCGCAAUGUUUGGCUCCUUCGGUGCAAUGGCAGAUGCGGUUAACAAAGAAUGCGAUGGAACCAAGCUGUAUGUCGUCCAAAAUGUUUAACUCUUUUUCUUUGAAGCCAAGCAAGAAAGGAGCCAUCAAAACCGCCACAAAAUUUAGAAUAUGCGCUUCUGCAAGUGGCACGAUUAACAGGAUGGAAGACCUACUAAACUUGGACGUAACUCCUUACACCGAUAAGAUCAUCGCUGAAUACAUCUGGAUCGGAGGUUCUGGGACAGACGUUCGCAGCAAAUCAAGGACACUCUCGAAACCAGUUGAGCAUCCUUCUGAGCUUCCAAAGUGGAACUACGAUGGAUCAAGUACCGGACAAGCACCCGGAGAAGACAGUGAAGUUAUCUUAUACCCGCAGGCGAUCUUUAGGGAUCCUUUCCGUGGUGGGAACAACAUAUUGGUGAUCUGUGAUGCUUACACACCACAAGGCGAGCCCAUCCCUACAAACAAACGUGCUAAGGCUGCUGAGAUUUUCAGUGAUCCUAAAGUCGUACAACAGGUGCCCUGGUUUGGAAUUGAGCAAGAGUACACUUUGCUUCAACCAGAUGUGAAGUGGCCUUUGGGUUGGCCUGUUGGAGGCUACCCUGGUCCACAGGGUCCGUACUACUGUGGUGCUGGAGCGGAUAAGUCAUUUGGAAGAGACAUAUCAGAUGCACAUUACAAGGCCUGCUUAUAUGCCGGAAUUAACAUCAGUGGAACCAACGGAGAAGUUAUGCCCGGACAGUGGGAAUUUCAAGUUGGUCCAAGUGUCGGAAUUGAAGCCGGAGACCAUAUUUGGUGUGCUAGAUACCUCCUUGAGAGAAUUACUGAGCAAGCCGGUGUUGUCCUGACACUUGACCCUAAGCCCAUUGAGGGAGACUGGAAUGGAGCAGGAUGCCACACUAACUACAGUACAAAGGCCAUGAGAGAAGACGGUGGAUUUGAGGUGAUCAAAAAGGCGAUCCUAAACCUUUCGCUUCGCCACACUGAACACAUCAGUGCUUACGGAGAAGGAAACGAAAGAAGAUUGACAGGGAAACAUGAAACCGCCAGCAUUAACCAAUUUUCAUGGGGAGUAGCUAAUCGUGGCUGCUCAAUCCGUGUGGGGCGUGACACUGAGAAAGCAGGCAAAGGUUACUUGGAAGACAGGCGUCCGGCAUCAAACAUGGACCCGUAUACAGUGACAGGAUUACUUGCGGAAACCACCAUCCUGUGGGAGCCUACACUCGAGGCUGAAGCCCUCGCUGCUCAGAAGUUGGCGUUGAACGUGUAGGGUUGAUGCGUACACUCUUUGAAAGCUCGGUUUUCUGUUUCUAGUUUGAUUUCUUCGACGUCUUGUAAAUAAAGGUCCCAAAAAGUCAUCAUAUUUAAAGCUUUUUGUAGCAACUGGGUGGUUUUUAUGAGAUGAUUAUUGGACAGUUUAUGCACAUUUUGAUGUGUGUAUAAGUACACUUGGGUAUGUUAUAUUAUAUUAAUAAGGCUUGGCAAUU